AUGGGAUUCUUCACCGCAUCUGCGCCAGCUCAAUUACACCCCGUCAACCCUCCACUGGGCUUACACCCGAACUACUUUGCUAAACAGCCUACUACGCUUGUAUUGAGAGAGAAAGUAUUCAGCUGGAGUGGCGAUGACUUCUCAGUUAAAGACACGAAUGGAUUCACCGUGGUCAAAUGUCAUGGUCAAGCUAUAUCAUUCCGAGAUCGUAAAGUCAUCAACGAUCCCAAUGGGAACUUCUUAUUUGGAUUGCGAAACAAACUGUUGUCCAUCCACAAGACGUUUAUCGGGGAGACCCAGGAUGAGAGGGAGUUGUUCAGGAUAAAAAAGAGGAUGAGCUUCGGCUCGAAGAUGGAAGCUACCUUUACCAACCCCGCUACCAAUCAGCUCGUCACUCUGCUCCUCAAAGGUGACUUCUGGGGUGGCUCAGCAGACAUAUCCAUAGAGAAUGGACCGGUCGUAGCUCAGAUUUCGAGACAGGUAUUCAACAUGAGAGAAGUAUUCACGGAUCAACAGACUUACUUCGUGACUGUCGCCCCGGGUGUGGAUCUAUCGUUGAUUGCUGCAAUCUGCAUAUGUUUCGACGAAGCUAAGAAUGAGAAUAGUGGUUAA
This is a messenger RNA of Kwoniella botswanensis, 612 nucleotides long. RefSeq lists its product as uncharacterized. Bases 1 to 612 code for a protein of 203 amino acids. Lineage: Eukaryota; Fungi; Basidiomycota; Tremellomycetes; Tremellales; Cryptococcaceae. The record is from RefSeq and is a predicted model, not a curated record. The transcript has 5 exons.